Purpureocillium takamizusanense is the source of this 1566-nucleotide messenger RNA. RefSeq names its product Tyrosine--tRNA ligase (gene TYS1). The transcript is spliced from 4 exons. Gene Ontology annotation, biological process: tyrosyl-tRNA aminoacylation. NCBI's taxonomy places the organism in Eukaryota, Fungi, Ascomycota, Sordariomycetes, Hypocreales, Ophiocordycipitaceae. The record is from RefSeq and is a predicted model, not a curated record. Gene Ontology annotation, molecular function: ATP binding; tyrosine-tRNA ligase activity. Bases 358 to 1386 code for a protein of 342 amino acids.
CGCCGAGUACGUACUCUUUCUGCCCUGCCCCUCCAAAGAACUUCGAGUACGGGUCGCAGAGUCAACCCCACCAAUUCCAAGUCGGCUUUCGUGAGUCAACGAUCGCGUGCGCUCGACAACCUCGUCUUGUCCAGGGCUGCUCCAGACUCCGAAAACUACAUUCACUCGACCUCGCCGAGGCCACUCAGUCCGAACAAUGGCCACCAUGUCGGCGUCCGAGAGGUUCGCUCUCAUUAAUGAGAACCUGGCCGAGAUCUUGAACCCCGAAAUCAUCGAGAAGAUCCUGGAAGAAGGGCGCAACCCCCGAGUCUACUGGGGUACGAUUUGUGGAAUUGACACCGGGCACCUUGACUGACAAUGUCUAUAGGAACUGCCACCACCGGUCGUCCUCACUGCGGCUACUUCGUGCCUGCCAUCAAGAUCGCACAACUUCUCGCUGCCGGCUGCGAUGUCACCAUUCUUCUCGCCGAUAUCCACGGCUUCCUUGACAACCUCAAGGCCCCUCUCGAACUUGUCGCGCAUCGAGCCGAAUACUAUAGACUAAUCAUCAAGGCCAUCCUCGAGGCCGUUGGCGUAUCGACUGAGAAGUUGCGUUUUGUCCUGGGCAGCGACUACCAAAAAAGCUCCGAGUAUGUCAUGGACGUGUACAAGAUGUCGUCCCUGAUUUCAGAGCACGACGCGAAGCGCGCGGGUGCCGAGAUUGUCAAGCAAACAGACAACGCGCCGCUCAGUGGCUUGCUCUACCCGAUAUUACAGGUUCUCGACGAGCAGUACCUGGACGUGGAUGCCCAGUUCGGAGGACUCGACCAGCGAAAACUUUUCAUUGCCGCAAAGGACUGGCUGCCAAAGAUAGGCUACAGAGAGCGUGCGCACAUCAUGAACCCCAUGGUUCCCGGUCUUCACGGUGGCAAGAUGAGCUCUAGCGACCAAGACAGCAAGAUUGACCUCCUGGACGCCCCUGAGGUUGUCACGAAGAAGAUCAAGAAAGCUGUGUCCGCCCCGACAGUUAUCGAGGAGAACGGCGUUCUUGCCUUCGUAGAGUUCGUUCUAUUACCUGCUGCGGCGCUGCGAGGCAAACGAGAAUUCGUCGUUGAUCGCGAGCGAGACGGUCUCGAGCCCCUGGUGUACACGGACAUCGCACAUAUGCAAGACGAUUACAAGAAUGACAAGCUGACCCCGCAAUUGCUGAAACCGGCCGUCGCGAAAGCGCUAAAUCAGCUCCUAGCGCCCAUCCAGGAGUCGUUCCAAGCCUCCAAGGAGUGGCAGGAAAUCAACCUGAAGGCCUACCCACCGCCUCCCAAGAAAGAGAAGAAGGUCAAGGACAAGGGGUCGCGCCACCCUGGCAAGCAAAACCAGCAACAGCUACCAAUCCGCGAAGACCAGUGAAGGGCACUGAACAUUGGAAGUACUUCAAGCAUAGAUCAACGAUAUAGACAAGCCAAUUGAAUCAGACUCUAGCUAUAGGCCUGAGCAACAUCUCGGAAACCGACGCCAACUUUGCGCUCGAGGUCUUUUCUACUCUCAUCGUCCAUGUGUCGCCGUUGCAAACGCUUUAUACCAUGCUGG